AUACUUCAAGUCAAUAAAAAUAAAAAUAAUUAACAUAUACCUCAUAUAUAUAUAUAUGUAUACAACAAAUAUAAGUAUUUUAUUAGAUAAAUAUAUAAUAUAAGUGAAAGGUUUUGUUAAAUUAUAAAUAAAAAUAUUCGCCAAAUGUGGCGCUGAGUUUUUCGACAGAACAAAUAAAUCCGUAUCGUAAACUCGGAUGGUAAAAUUCACGUAAAAAUUAAGUGUAACAAUUAUAAGUCUGAUUAAAAUAACAAAAAAUAAUAAUACCGGGUUUAUUUAGAUUUUUAAAAUAUUAUUUAAAUUUACCAACUAGAGGCUCUUUCACAAAUCAAUAAAUAAUAAUCAACAAUUAAUAAAAUACUCCGAGAAACGACAACCGUGUAAAUUUCAAAUCCACCCCGUGCUUAGCCUAAAAAUUGUUAAAAAUAUAUUCCUAAUUAAUUAAUUAACUAGAUUGCUUGUAAUUUACUUAAUGUCGCAUUCGAUAUAAAAUUCAUUCAUUCAAAUAAUCGAUCAAAAAAUUAUUUUUAUAAGCAAUUGUUAUUAUGUUUUAGUCAUAUUAUUUUUAUUAUAUAUAUAGAUAUAUUUAUUUAAAUAAAUUAAUAUAUCGCGUACUUUAUUUUAUGAAUAUUUAUAUAAAUAAUUAAAUUAAUAAUGGCAAAUAUCGCGGCACAAAGAAUAAAACGGGAAUUCAAAGAGGUUAUAAAAAGUGAAGAGGUAGCAAAGUGCGCAAUCAGAGUUGAGUUGGUCAAUGACAGUUUUACUGAAUUGAAAGGAGAAAUUGCUGGUCCACCGGACACGCCGUACGAGGGUGGUAAUUUUGUUUUGGAAAUAAAAGUACCCGAGACGUAUCCAUUUAAUCCACCUAAAGUGAGGUUCAUCACAAAAAUUUGGCAUCCAAAUAUAUCAUCAGUAACUGGUGCUAUUUGUUUAGAUAUUUUAAAAGAUCAAUGGGCAGCAGCUAUGACUCUCAGAACAGUUCUAUUGAGUUUGCAAGCAUUAUUAUCAGCAGCAGAGCCAGAUGACCCUCAGGAUGCAGUAGUUGCUAAACAAUAUAAAGACCACCCUGAAAUGUUUCGUCAAACAGCUAGACACUGGACUUCAAUGUACGCCGGAGGUCCCGCUAAAAUGCCCGAAUUAACAGAUAAAAUUAGACGGCUAACAGACAUGGGCAUCGACGAACACAAUGCGAGAGUUGCUCUGUCUUCAUACAACUGGGAUUUGGAACGAGCUACUGAGCAAUUAUUCAGUUAGUGUCUGUUGCAUUGUUUUUUUAUAUAUUUUUUCCUCAUACCGUGUCUCAAUCACCCUCUAAAUUCGAGUUAUAAAAAGCAGAUAAAUUUAAACGUUUAUUUAAAUAAUAGAAAUGCAAUUCGGCCAACUAUUUAGCGAAACAAUUAUACCAAUGUAUUAUAUCUAUAAAAAAUAAUAAUAAUUAUAAAUAAUAAUAAUAAUAAUAAUUAUAAUAAAAGUAACGAUUUAUCUUGGAAGUUGAAUUAUGAAUCGAAAAUAAAAAUUUUGUAUAUUUUUUGGUGUUGGGUAAACGCUUGGAAUCGGAUUUUAAAAUAAAAUCGAAAUAAUUUACAUUCCACGAUUUAAAAAAAACUUAAUAAAUGAUAAAUUAUGUAAAUGUUGAAAUAUAAAUAUUUUUGAUGUUUUACUCAAUUAAUGCGAUCCUUAAAUUAUAGAUAAUUACUUUC
This is a messenger RNA of Microplitis demolitor, 1700 nucleotides long. It is a transcript of the gene Ubc4, whose product is annotated as ubiquitin-conjugating enzyme E2-22 kDa. Gene Ontology annotation, molecular function: protein binding; ubiquitin conjugating enzyme activity. NCBI's taxonomy places the organism in Eukaryota, Metazoa, Arthropoda, Insecta, Hymenoptera, Braconidae. Gene Ontology annotation, biological process: proteasome-mediated ubiquitin-dependent protein catabolic process; protein polyubiquitination. The transcript has 5 exons. Bases 655 to 1254 code for a protein of 199 amino acids. The record is from RefSeq and is a predicted model, not a curated record. Gene Ontology annotation, cellular component: nucleus.